Molecule: messenger RNA, 1749 nt
Organism: Symphalangus syndactylus (siamang)
Lineage: Eukaryota; Metazoa; Chordata; Mammalia; Primates; Hylobatidae
Product: histone H2A type 1-like
Cellular component (GO): nucleosome
Molecular function (GO): DNA binding; protein heterodimerization activity; structural constituent of chromatin
Source: RefSeq, a predicted model, not a curated record
CAGUAUUUCUUGACUGUAUAGAUACAGUCCUUUUGUCAUGUCUGGGCGUGGUAAGCAGGGAGGCAAAACUCGCGCCAAGGCCAAGACCCGCUCUUCUCGGGCCGGGCUUCAGUUUCCCGUAGGCCGAGUGCACCGCCUGCUCCGCAAGGGCAACUAUGCCGAGCGGGUCGGGGCCGGAGCGCCGGUGUACCUGGCGGCGGUGCUGGAGUACCUGACCGCUGAGAUCCUGGAGCUGGCUGGCAACGCGGCCCGCGACAACAAGAAGACUCGUAUCAUCCCGCGUCACCUCCAGCUGGCCAUCCGCAACGACGAGGAGCUCAACAAGCUUCUGGGCAAAGUGACCAUCGCGCAAGGUGGCGUCCUGCCCAACAUCCAGGCCGUGCUACUGCCCAAGAAGACCGAGAGCCACCACAAGGCGAAGGGCAAGUAGAAGCCUGGAUUAGUUUGCAGCAACUCAAUUCCAAAGGAACCAAAGGCUCUUUUCAGAGCCACCUACAAUUUCGUGAAGAACUGAGCACUAUGUUUAACAUGAUUUCUCGUCUUUGCCUACUUCUAAACCACUCCAAAGGUUACGUAGAUCAGUCUUCGGUGUCUUGGUUAGGUAGUGACAAUCUCGUUAGCUUUUUAAAAAGCCUGGAUAACAUUAAAAGUAUUAAACAGCCUUCAUCUUAAGCUUAGUGGAAGAAAAUUUAGUUUUUCUUAAGUUGGCACUAUCCAAGUAUGUUGAAUUCUAUAUGGUUCACUGUUGGGUUUUACUUUUAGUCUGUUGAGAAGCAAACAUGUCUGCUUUGGGGCCAGAUGUUUUCUGGGUCUUGGUAAAUGACAAACCGAGUAUUCGACGUUCAAUCCAAAUCUAGAUCAACGACUUGGAUUCUUCAUUUCUGAGAAAUGUCUCUCGAAUCAGUAUAAUUGCAUUUGAACAUUAAUGAUUGAGUUGAGAAUAAUUAUUAGAUUAAUUAGAACAGUUACUUAUGGUGCCAGGUAGUUCUCUUUGAAGCAUUUUCUGAAAAUUCAUUGAAAUUAAAAUUUCCCGAGCUUUCUCACCCCCAGCCACACAAAUUGAUUUCUCAGUAUAGAGAUGACUGUUUGAGCGUGGUAAAUUCCACUUUUAAAAUAUCUGACUUGAUGUUUUUAAUCUGACAAUCAGAUCUGGAUGUACGAAUGGAAUAGAUUCUUAAGAGAAAAUGAAUUACGUUUCUAGAGUAUUAGAAAAAUAAGCUGCAAUGGAAUUACUUUAAUCUGAAAGUGAAAAGUUCACAUAAGGUUGUUUCUUUGACAUUUUUAGGCCUUGAAUUUCUCAUGCGAACCAGUUUUCUUGGUUAUAAAAAUACAAGUUUUUAAAAUUUAAGUGGUCAAAAGAUAGGAAAUUGAGGGGACAGGAGUAUAUGGCUGUCCUGUCCAGUAUUGUAGCCACUAGCCAAUCGUGGAUAGUGAUCAUUGGAAAUUCCAUAACAUGAGUUUUAUAUAAAAUACACAUUGCAUUUGGAAAAGUCAGUGCCAAAAGGUGUAAAAUACCUAACAAUUUUAAUUUCGAUAACAUAUUGAAAUAUGUUGGCUAUAUUGGAUUAAACAAAAUAUUAAAAAUUAAUUUUUUCUUGUUUUGUUACAAUGUUGCUCCUAGAUAAGUGUAAAUUACUUAUAUUGCUGUCAUUUAUUUCCACUGGAAAUCGCUAGUAUAGUGAACAACUGUAUAGCGAAAAUAGAAAAUAAAAUAUGGAGACCAUGAACUGCUAAGACUGUCAGAGGAAU